Messenger RNA from Populus nigra (black poplar), 1800 nucleotides. RefSeq names its product dehydration-responsive element-binding protein 2B-like. The coding region runs from base 293 to 1678 and encodes 461 amino acids. Gene Ontology annotation, biological process: response to stress; positive regulation of DNA-templated transcription. Gene Ontology annotation, molecular function: DNA-binding transcription factor activity; transcription cis-regulatory region binding. The transcript is spliced from 2 exons. The record is from RefSeq and is a predicted model, not a curated record. Gene Ontology annotation, cellular component: nucleus. NCBI's taxonomy places the organism in Eukaryota, Viridiplantae, Streptophyta, Magnoliopsida, Malpighiales, Salicaceae.
UCCAUUCCCUCCUAAAGUCCUGAAAUCUGAAGGAGUAAUAGUAGACGAUCGUUGCUUCGCAUCGAAGAUAAGUCCUCCCAGCAGAGUUUCUGGAAUAGAAAAGACCACCACGAUCAUAGAGCAACAAAGCCCCACAAGAACACGAGCACCAACUUAUAUUCCUAAAACCCUAGAUAAACCUCAGUAGACAAAAAUAAAAGGGAGAAGGACACUUGAAGGAGUUAGAAGAAAGAAAAGGGAAGGUAAGGAGGGUAUCAAUCAAGUUACUUUUGAACAAGCUUGAACGUCUUUAAUGAGUAUUGACAUGGAAGAUUCGUUGAGACAGAGUUCUGCGCUUGGGUUUAGCAGCAAGAACAAGAAGAAGUGGCAGAGAAGGCGGAAUGGUUGUGAAUCAAUAGAAGAUACACUUGCAAAGUGGAAGAAAAACAACAAACUUCAGAUAACCAAGGUUCCAGGCAAGGGGUCGAAGAAAGGUUGCAUGAAAGGAAAAGGUGGCCCAGAGAAUAAGAGCUGUCGAUAUAGAGGUGUUAGGCAGAGAACUUGGGGCAAGUGGGUUGCUGAAAUUAGAGAGCCUGUCAAAAAAGGCAGCGUAACGAACAAAAGAAGAAUUAGACUCUGGCUGGGUACAUUUUCUACUGCUAUUGAAGCUGCUCGUGCUUAUGAUUAUGCUGCAAGAGCCAUGUAUGGUCCUAAUGCCAUACUCAAUUUCCCAGACUACUCUCAUGAAUCAGGGGGUCAGUUGGGUAGCUUAUCGUCUUCGAUGACUGCAACUGAGUCUAAAACAACACUGGAUAACUAUGAGGAUAAUAAGGUUGAGAGAUUGAAGAUGGGUUAUUGUGGGUCAAGAGAAGUAAAUAAACAAUCAGGCUCUUCUGGGAUUUAUGCUGUCAAUGAAUCGGAGGAGGAAGUUGAGAAAUUUCAGGUGGCAGAGAGCAGUGGAAGGGAGUUGAAAGCUGAGGUAUGGGAUUUAACAAAUGAAUGGAUGUCUUCUCAUCCUGUUGAAGCUGAAGCACCCGUAUUGAGGGGAGAAAUGGAUGGAGACCUUGCAGAAAUUGUGGAAUCUUGGGGCUGUCAUGGUAUCGACGACAGAUAUGAUUUCUUGCAGAAUCAGACUGAAAAUGUAGAAUAUAAAUUAAAGAAUGAGAUUGCGGAGUCCAGAUUGAGCAACGGACUCCAUGAAUGCUUGUCUUCCGACCAUGAUAUGAGAACUGAUCGUAAAUCUUUCUAUGAUGCUCAGAUGCCAUUAACGACGGGAGAAGAGUUUUCAGGCUUGACAGUUGGCAACUCUAACCACUUUGAGGCCAGGCAUGAUGACAUGGACCUGGGUUUAUGCAAUCCAGAAAUUGAUAUCAAGCCUUUUAUCCAAGGUAUUCCUGACAGUUCUGCUUUAAAGGGAGAGAGGAAUUAUGGGUAUGUUCACGGCGAGGUUCAUGCUGCAAGCCAGUUACAGAGUGGAAGGCCACCUGAACUCUCCUGCCAGUUACAGAGUGGACGGCCACCUGAACUCUCCUGGCAGUUGCAGAGCCCAGGAACAAAUCUACCAGGGAGCUUGAGCUACAUUCAGGAGGCAGAUUUAGGCGGGGGCUGUAAUUUUGAUCUGUCGAAGCAGGACAUCAACUGGGGCUUAGUUGGAGAGCCAGAAUUGCUUGAUCCCUGGUUCCCCGAAUUACAAUUCUAGUAAUAUUCGAGUAUCAAUAAAACAAGUUGCUUUGGUAUCUAGCGGCGAGUACCAUUGAUGGUGCUAAAGCUAGCUGUAAUUUUUGAACCUUGGCCUGAUAUAUAUGUCUCUCUUUUACUCUA